GUAAAGCUUUCCUCGGCGAGAUGAGUAAAGUAAAGAGGAAUCACUUCACCUUACCCUGCUGUUCUUCCUCCACUGGAAUCACCACAACUCGCCCCCUCUCCCUCCGCUUGCUCGUCGCCUAGGUUCUCAAGCACUCGAUCGUCACCAAUGGCCGACAUUUUGCGUCCGCCGUCGCCGGAUCCUAAAGCAGAACAAGAUGCUUCCCGGGCUUGGAACAGUAUGGGUAACCCAGUCUCAUUAGAGGCUGAAGUAAAGUUGCUUGGUGAAAAGGUACAGGAUUUUGAUGGCAGAGAGUUGAAUCUUCACAAGUGUACCUACAAAGUUGGACCAAUUGAAUCAUGUCGAUUGGUCAAAAGAGGGAACAAAAGUGUUUCAACUUUGAUGAACAAUUUUGAAUUCCUCAGCAAUCUCCGGCAUCCCUCGGCUGUUCUAGUAGAGAAUUACUUCGACAAAGAGUCUCUAGUGAUCUCUAUGGUCCAUGGAUCUUUCCUCAAGUGGAUGAGCACGACAGAAACAAACAAGUUGUUCACGGCUGGAGGCACUAUGCUCCCACUACUAAGGGAUAUGAUCAUGCAAGUGCUAUUUGUUGUAUCUAGUGAUCUUGUUGACGUUGUCCAUACAGUGGGAGCCAACGAUAAGUAUAUUGUAGGAUUGGCAAUGAAAGACUUGUACAUCAAGACGCUUGCUGGUGGAACUCAUAGGAUACAGGUUCUUAUCCCCGAAGCAAGAGAUGCCACCCCUGCUCUUCUUGAGGAGUCUUGGAAGAAUGUCAGGCAGAUAGUUCAUCAGUGCUUUGUUCAGCAUAGGAUUGAACCAAAUGAAGUUACAAAAAGCUUCUGUGCCUUUAUUGGGAAAAGAACCCUUGAAUCUCUCAAAAACUAUCCUGAUCAAUGGGAUGGCUUCAUGAAAAGCACAUUCCUCAUGCAAAUAUCACUAUCCUGGCGUGUGUCUAAAAGCAUCAAUGAUUCAAAUUUGAAAUGGCCCAAGACAUCAGAUGGAAAACUUGAGCCGCUAGUGCAAUGGUUACUUGAUCAUGACAAAUCCAAGUACGACAAAGACUAUUCAAAUGACUAUGUCAGGCUAUGUAGAAACACCUACAAGCAUUUCGAUAAGCUGCCAAAAGAGAUUCAGGUAUACGCGAUAUAAAUCUCAUAUCUAAUUAAUAACAU
Molecule: messenger RNA, 1169 nt
Organism: Brachypodium distachyon (stiff brome)
Lineage: Eukaryota; Viridiplantae; Streptophyta; Magnoliopsida; Poales; Poaceae
Exons: 4
Coding region: 148-1146 (332 amino acids)
Source: RefSeq, a predicted model, not a curated record